UGAAAUUAUUUAUAGCAAAUAGAUUUGGUAUAAUUCAAAUUUAUAAUUUGAGUUUUUAUCUGCCCUUUUUAUCUCUAGAGUUCAAUUUUCAAGGGCACAGGAUAGAUAAGAACUUCUUUGAGAGUCUUGUGGAACGUAAGAGGACCAUGCCUCUGACCCACACAUGGAAACUCUCUGAAGAGCAGAGCAGGAAGGGAAUGGACUGUGUCCUUUGUGUGAAGAGAGAAAGCUAUCAUUUCAGUACCUGAGGACUCAAAUGUGAACGAGUACUAGAGUAAUACUGCCUCAUAAAGGGCGGUAAGAAUGCUUCUGGCUAGUCUGUCAUGUCACACUCUCACUUCCCCCUGACUUAAAGUGUCCUGCAGGUAGGCUCUGAAGAGGAAAACUUAAGCCGUUUGCCAAGUAAGAGUUUUUGUUGUUCCUCAAUGGCUUUUUAAAGUUGUAAACACAUUGGGAUUAGCAAUAAAGUGACACGUAGACUAAAUGUCCUCACACCAGCCUGCCUGCCUCGCUGCUGCAUGUUGCUUUCCGUGCAGAGCUGUUUGCUGGUGCACAGCGUGCCACAACCAAAACUGAAGCUGCAGCUGCAGAUGAGGACUCCUUAAGUCAUCCUUCAUGCUUUUAAUCUUAAAAAGCCUAAGCUUAGCUGAAUGUUACCAGAGAUCAAAGUUUUAAAAUGCUCUGCCUUCUCAUAGUGAAAGGCCCUAUUUUGGAGUGGGUGGGGGAUUUUUUAAGACUAGUUGGAUGUUAUAUGUUAAUAAAAUGUAUCCACAGUGAAACUGAUUUUUUUUAAGGUAACUCUUUAACUUGAUAUAAUAUUUCUUUUUAAGAAUAACUGACUGCUAUCAAGGUUUAGACUGGUUGCAGAUAUUAAAACUAUUUGCUCUGUUUAUUUUACUGUAAUUAUUUAAAGUAUAUUUUUUGUCUUAGGCUUAUUUUCCAAUAUUUAGAACUUAUUUGUAGCAACAUAAAUGGACUUGGUGGGUAUGAUACCAAAUGAAAUAAGUCAGACAGACAAAGACAAAUACCAUAUGAUAUCUGUUACAUGUAGAAUCUAAAGAAAAAUACAACAAACUCGUGAAUAUAACAAAACAGAAAAAGACAGAUGUAGAGUACAAAGUAGUGGUUACCAGUGGGCAGAGUGGAGGGACGUGAUAGAGGUGGUAGAUUAAGAGGUACAAGCUUUUAGGUAUAAAAUAAGCUACAGGGAUAUAUUGUACAACACAGGGAUUAUAGCAAAAAAAAACAAAUUUUUGGGGGGGCCAUGCCAUGAGACCUGCAGAAUCUUAUUCCCUGACAAGGGAUUAAACCUGGGCAACAGCAGUGAAAACGCCAAGCCCUAACCACUGGACCACUAGGGAAUUCCCUACAGCAAAUAUUUUAUGAUAACUAUAACUGUAGCAUAACUUUAAAAAAUUGUGAACCGAGCAGCGACUCUGGCCUGGGCUCAGCAGCAGCGCGAGGAGGUUGUGGCGUCUGCUUCGUCCAGGCUAUUUGAGCCAGGAUGAUCGAGGUUGUUUGCAACGACUGUUUGGGGAAGAAGGUGCGCGUUAAGUGCAAUACGGAUGACACAAUCGGGGACCUUAAGAAGCUGAUCACAGCCCAAACUGGCACCCAUUGGAACAAGAUCAUUUUGAAGAAGUGGUACACGGUUUUUAAGGGCCAUGUGUCUCUGGGGGACUAUGAAAUCCACGAUGGGAUGAACCUGGAGCUCUAUUACCAAUAGAGCAGAAUUCCUUCUUCCUGCCCUUCCCCCUCCUCCCACCCUCACUCCCCACACUAAUAUGGAUGCUUGUUUUUGGAAACUCAUGUUAAUAAAAACUUAGAGGCUGAAAAAAAAAA
Molecule: messenger RNA, 1842 nt
Organism: Dama dama (fallow deer)
Lineage: Eukaryota; Metazoa; Chordata; Mammalia; Artiodactyla; Cervidae
Product: ubiquitin-like protein 5
Exons: 2
Coding region: 1505-1726 (73 amino acids)
Biological process (GO): mRNA splicing, via spliceosome; protein modification process
Cellular component (GO): cytoplasm; nucleus
Molecular function (GO): protein tag activity
Source: RefSeq, a predicted model, not a curated record